This is a messenger RNA of Cebus imitator (Panamanian white-faced capuchin), 2136 nucleotides long. RefSeq names its product EF-hand calcium binding domain 12 (gene EFCAB12). The coding region runs from base 175 to 1893 and encodes 572 amino acids. The record is from RefSeq and is a predicted model, not a curated record. The transcript has 9 exons. NCBI's taxonomy places the organism in Eukaryota, Metazoa, Chordata, Mammalia, Primates, Cebidae. Gene Ontology annotation, molecular function: calcium ion binding.
GCGUCCAGCCAAUCGGCGCGGGGCGUCCAUAGCCAAGGCAACAGGUUGCUUCUGCCUUCCGUACUGAGCACCUUUCGCAGGACUUGGGGUUACUGAAUUUCUGGUACCCCGAUACCCCCACGUGAGCAAGCCCACACCAACACACAUUCACACACACCCUUCAGCACCGCGAACAUGGACGAUGACUAUGAAGCGUACCACAGUCUGUUCUUGUCGCUGCUCGGACUCUGCCCGUCUAAGACUUCCUUCAGUGAAAAUGCCAACAAUGUCUCCGUCUUUGAUCCUGAACUGGUCAUUGGCCACUGCUUCAAGCAGUUCAAACAGAAGGACCUCCGCCUGCCGCAGAGCCGCCGGCGAAUCAUCAUCGUGCCUCGCAAGGAGGAUCAGAUACCCAUUAAUCCUACACCCCAACCUCAGGCUCCUCCAAAGCCCAUCCCCAGCUUCAAAGCCCUGGAAGCUAGAGAUAUCCAAGAGCAGCCAGAGGACAGGAAGACCUGGCUGAGCCGGAGGGAGAAGCUGCGGCAGGAGCUAGAGUCCUUUGGUGAUGUAAAGAGAUGGCUGGAGAACAAGCCUAGCAUCACGCCUUUGGAGGCCAAGGUCUUACACAUGAUCCCCAAGGAGCAGAGUGGAUCCCUGCCAGACGCCUCCCUGGCAACUACCAGGACCACCAGGAAGAAAGCCCCCUGGCUCUCCCACCAGAUGGUGCCCCAGCUCCAGCUGCCCAAGCCCCCUGCCCUGUUGGCCAUGUACUCCUACCUGCACAAUCGCAAGAUCAAGAUCCUGGAGAUAUUUCACAAGGUGGGCCAGGGCAAGAACCAGAGAAUCACCAGGGAGGAGUUCAUCGUGGCUGUCAAGGCCGUCGGAGUCCCUCUGAAGAACCAGGAAGUGGAGGAUAUAGUGAUCUAUCUCAGCUCUCUUGGGAAGCACAACACCAUCACCAUGGAUAUCCUGGCCAAAACCUAUAAGCAGUGGUCUAUGGCUCGGCGAAGGAGCAGCCUGGCCACUGCAAGGGAGCGUCAUAUCUUGGCCAAGCACAAAGAUUCCCUGAAGGGUCCGCUCAAGAAGCAGGAGGUGGAUUCAGCCCCACAGCUUCCCAAGGUGGACCUGCUGACGGUGCCUGCAGCCAACACGCAGAUGGAGGCGCGGCCCAUGACCCUGGAGGAGAUGGAGGAACUGGGCAAGCGGUACCGGGAGCGGCAGCGACAGCAUAAGCUCACGAUCCCCUCCAUCCAGUACACGGAGCAGUGCCGCAUGGUGCGCUGUGGGAAUCAGCACUUUGACGAGCACUGCCUCCCAUCCACCAUCCACGGGGAUAUGAGGGAGCUCAUUGACUCAGCCCGCAGGCACACCUUUCUGGUCUACCUGCAGUGCUGGAAGCUCUGUGAGUCCUGUGGCAUCCCGCUGACGGAGGACAUCCUCAUGAAAGCCUUGCUGUACCCAGGAGACAAGAUCAUUUUCCAGAAGGAUGAGGUGCGCCCCAUCCGGCAGCCAGGAGGCUACUACUCUGACUGGAAGGUCUUUUCUCCAAAUGUGGCUCUGCUCCAGUCCCAGGGCGCUGGCGAGUCUAAGACUGACAAGAAAAUGCCAAAGAAAAUCAAGAAAAUGCAGUUUAAGGAGUUUGAGGAAUUUACCAGGAAGCUGAAGGCGAAGAGGGCCAGUGGUCUGCAGCAAACGCACCCCAACUCCUUCUGGCCAGGCCACCUUCUGGAUAAGCUGCGGCUCUACCUGCCCACUGUGGCCACAGACCGCAGCCUGGCGCUCUUCAGCUGUGUUCAGCACCAGCCCCAUGUCUACCCAGCCACCUACCACCCUGACCACUGGUGGCCCCUUAGGAAUAAGAACUACAUGACCCGCGCCUAUUUUGAUGGCGCCAAGGUGUACUACAUCAACUAGAAUGGGCCAGAUGUUGCUGGACCUGGCCUUCUUGGGCCAGGGGCCAGUGCAGCCAGUGGCCCAGAGCCCAGACACAGGAGGAGUGUCAAAGAGCCAGCCUAAAGAAAUCCUUUCAGUGGGAUGCCACGGGCCAGUGUCUCAGAGGGUAGAUGUGUCCAAGGAAGGACAUGCAGUUUUUGACUAUUUCCCUCCCCUGACCUUUCCCCUUUCUAAAUAAAGUAGGUUGGAGCUUUCCUCAUGUCA